Nothobranchius furzeri (turquoise killifish) is the source of this 601-nucleotide messenger RNA. It is a transcript of the gene ten1, whose product is annotated as TEN1 subunit of CST complex. Gene Ontology annotation, biological process: negative regulation of telomere maintenance via telomerase. The record is from RefSeq and is a predicted model, not a curated record. Lineage: Eukaryota; Metazoa; Chordata; Actinopteri; Cyprinodontiformes; Nothobranchiidae. Gene Ontology annotation, cellular component: CST complex. Gene Ontology annotation, molecular function: telomerase inhibitor activity; single-stranded DNA binding; telomeric repeat DNA binding.
CCGGAACUAGCCAAAACUCGCGGCUGUUCAAGUAGUUGCUAUUUGUUCAUUUAUAAAAUAUGAAUUAAAAGCAUGUUUUUGCUCCCUCCCGCUGCAGAGUUCCGUUUUCCAUGGGAAGUUAACUUUGUGAAGGAAGGGGAAUCACUGAGGACGUUUGGCAGACUUGUUAGCUAUCAUCCAGAGUCGUCCAGAGCCUCCCUGUCAGCUCAGCAUGCGUCAGAAGAGCACCAAGUUUUGGUUGAUACUGUAUUUAUCGAGCCCUUUAACCCAAUCAUCGGAGCCCAGUACGUAGUUUUGGGUGAGGCAGAAAAAUAUGAAGGAACUGGUGUGAUGAUCCGUGCCCGUGUGCUCAACUGUGUUGAUGGUGUAAACGUUGCACUUCUGCAGAAAGCCAUCAGUGGGCAAAGAGACUUCUUUAGAGAGAGGGAGAGUAAACAGGGAGAUGUUGCACAACCCGCAGAUACAACCUGACCUAGGUCGUCGUCCACCUGGGGUCCUGCAGCUUCUUCCAUCGUCAAGCGGACUUCUUUUCCUACCUGCUCUUUUAUUUGUGUGUUGUACAGUGAAAGGCCAAAGUUCAUGUAUUAAAGAAUGAAACUUC